UCUGUAUUCACCCCAAUAAUAGCUCAAGAUGGAACUGCAAAAUCCAAAGGCUUAUCCAAACCGGAUAUUUUGGCGCUCACAUUUUUGAGCGACGUUAGUUUUGUAAAGAAAAAUGAUUGCAUAGGGUUGUCUCGACUCUGGUUACGAUUGAGCUGUACCUCACAAUCGAAGCUGUGACUUGCCGUGGCAGCUUCUGCUGCUGUAUAAAAGGCCCUUUUAUGGCCCUUUUAUGCGACUAGAUAUUCUCAAACCAGUUCGUUGUUGUGUCGCACUGACUUCUAUCAUUUGUCGUUCUUUGAAAUCUACUUGUUGGCAUCGAAUCUAUCAUCAUGGCUACCCCCUCAUCCAAGCACAACCCUGGGCAAACACCUCACCCAACCUCACCCCCUCACCCAUCAGCUGUGCCUAUGGGUCGUCCGCUUUCCCACAAGUCCCCUUCUAUUCGGACGCCUUCUGCUUCUGGCCAUGGACAUCAUCCCAGUGUUUCUUCGCAUCAGUAUCCGACCCCCAUGGCUGUCCCUGCCUCCGUGGAGGAUACUAUCGCAUUCAGCUCACCAUCAGCGCUGUUGGCUCUUGGUUUAGGCGGUAUCACGCCAUCUCCAGCAGCAAACGAUGCUCUAGCUGGACCAGGGAUCAACGAUAAUGGCAUCCAUUCAAUGGGGAUGUCGACCCUAGGCAUGAGUGGCGCACGGGACACUGAUGAAGAGAAAACUCGCCGAAUGGAGGAAGUUAUCCGACUACUCAGAACCCGUGUUUCUGGAAGAGGCGUAUGCCGCGAGGGUAUGGAGAGGCUAGGGAGGUUUGAGGGAUUCGAGUGUUUGUGGCAAGAAAAUGACCUAAGCAUUGCCGGGAACUUUGUGGAUCUGGAGAUCCAGUUCGAAGACGGCGCAGAGAACGUUAAGGAUGUCAGCUUAAAGUAUACUACUCCAAGCACCGUGGAGGGAGAAAGGAGAGUGGAGGCCACUGCGGUUCUAAAACAGGAUCUUAUGCAGUCUACUGGAGAGCAUGACGAGAUGCCUUGGAAGAGCCUCGAUGCGUUUCAUUCAAAUUUGCAUAGACUAGCCAAAUUGGAUCAGCUCAGUCGUGAUGUCAACUGCUUCGAAGCAGUGACAGGGGUGUAUGAGAGUUUAAAACGAGUAUGGGAAGGCGAAUUAAGCCGGCAUCCAGAGAAGAGCCAUUGGGAACAUGUUUGCACAAGUCAGGUAGGCCAACCUGGUCUACACCAAAACAAAAGAAUCGGUUUGAGUCUUCAGUAUUGGGUUGAGCAGAGACGGAAUUUGGAUUCAAACCAUAAGGUCAUUCCGAAUGCCAUGAGUAUCGACCAACCCACUCCAGACGAUCAAAAUUCAACCCCUGUCAAUAAGCAUAAAAUAUGGAGCGCAGCGAUCGAGUGUGAAGAAGGCUACCCAUCAUUACGCGUGUCGAACGAAUGGGUCGCGGCUGAACCAUUUACGACUAUGAACACUGGAGGGUCGUCUUCAGCUGCUAAUGGAAACGACUCUGAGAUUCUGUUGAUCAACUGGCUGGACCCUCCUGCCACCCUCGUCACCAGCCCAAAUGACGUUACACUUGAUUCUACCGCCUUGGGCACCACAACACCAAAUCGGCGCUUUGUUGCGCGCCUGGAACCCCCCAUCCAUAUACCUAUAAUUGCAGCAGCGGAGGUAUACAGGGUGCUUGGGUUGAACAUGCCCCCGGAGCCGAAAACGGUUACAUAUGACGGGCUUGUAGUUCCACUACCCAAUGUUGUUUCGACAGGAGACGGCCAAGAUGAGAAUAGCUCCUCACCAUCUAACGGAAGAGUUCAAGAAAGGGUCGUGUAUAGCUUUGAUGACGAUAACCAACCGAAACAACACCGGCAUAUUUAUACUUUCCAUCCCUUUGAGCAUAUUGUCGGACGCACCAUUCGUGACCUCCCCUUUUCUCACCCACGACAGCUAGCUGAUAUUCUACCUAUCUUACGCCAAUACGCAUUGUUGUCUAGCCUUCUUGACAGAGUAUUUGCCAAUCAAGACAACAAAACUGUCGGGUCAAGCAACAAGUCUUUCCCGCCUAACCCGAUGGGCUCGACUACGUCAAAACAGACAUCUAAGCCUGACGUCACAUUCAUCACCAACAUCAAGCCUGUAGUAUCCAAACUUAACUCGAUGCUUUCCAGCGAUCCCAAACCCAGGAACGAUAAAAGGAGCGGCUUUGACGCUCAAUUUGCCGUAUCAUCUUCCACCCCUUCGCCAUCAAAUGAUGAUCGGAGAGUGGACAUAUCUCUGCGAACUCCAAUAUCAGGACCACCUUCCUUGUUGCUAUUAUUCAACGCGCCCAACGGAAACCCAAAUAUCUCCAUGGAAAACCCGACAACAAUCACAAUCAAUGUAGAUAUCGGACUCAACGGCAACAUCACGGUCUCGCGGGUUGCCGGGAUGUGCGAUGAUCGUAGCAACAGCGGAGGGGGCCUCACAGACGACGCCCCCGGAGCAGGACCGCGGGACCUCAGCAGAAAACUCGCAAGAGUGCUACAGACUUCUGAGGAUCUUGGAAUGCUGGUGGAAUGGGUCUUGAAGUGGAUGCGGAAGCGGAAGUCGUAAUUUUUUUAUUUUAUUUUAUAUUUUAUUUUUAAUUUUCAAUUUUAUUUUAUUUUAUUUUAUUUUUUUUUUUUGAUUAAGAUGUGGCGUAUGCCUGUCUAGUAACUAUGGUAUCCCUAUCCCAAGCACAUCUCAUUCCUUCAUCCUUCAUUCCACAGGGCAGCAGCCGCCUAUCCACAAUCGGCAAAACAGUGAUGUCCUGGAACUACGCGCGAACCCCCCCUUCCCCCCCCCCCCCUUCACCUGCUGCCAGGCGUAUGAAUGAAUCUAUGACCCAGAUGAAACCGCAGAUGAAACGCUUGUUUGUUGCCCAUACUUUCCCGGAUCCGCGCAGUCUAGUCUGGUGUCGAAAACGGCAAUCAAUCCUCAAGUGAGAGGUAGCCGCGUCACCCGCUCUUGAUUUCUCUGAAACAGUGGGGUUGGGGUUGGGGUUGAGAGAAUCCGGGGUCCCCGAAUUCGAUGAAACUUGCCGUGAAUAAUGCGGACGCGAAGAUCUAGGUAGGCAGCCCCAGGUGGCCGUGCGAAGGAAGGGGGCCUUUUUUUUUUUGGAAAGCCGAAGAUAGAUGUUACUUGUACUGUACUAUUACAUUAUUCCAAUAUGUCUAAUCUAUCUAUCAUAACUCCCUCAAGCAGCGCACGAUUUCUUUGUCCGAUGGGAGGGAAAGGAGGCGUGUUUCAACAACUAUCUAUCCCAUGGAAGGAGAGAUAUAUAUCAUUAUUUAACCCCACAAUUUCCCUUCCCUUGCCUUCCCCCCCCCCCCCCAUACCUACCCAAUACCCAUCCAUCCAUACCCAACCAAUACCAUUACUCCCACAUCAUUUUUGUGUUUACACUUGUUUGUUCUCCAGUACUCCGUAAUCAACCAGCCAAUAACAGCCGCCCGAUAAGGCGACAGAUAACCGAACCCUAAAAAAAGAAACAAAAGUGGAGACCUAAAGUUACCUAACCUGACCUAAACCAGGCAGUAACGAAAAAAAACAGGGGAGAAGGAAGCCCAGGCCAAACCUUGGAAGUUCGUUCUUCGGGCGGGGAGGGGGGGCCAUUUUUGGUAUAGUAUGGUACGGUAUGUAUUGUACGGUAUGUAAGUAUGGUAUUUAUGUACGAAUGGGAGGAACUGACUUGGCGGCUGGCGGCGGUGUGUGUGUGAAACAGCAGCUGAAGAUGGAUGAUGAGACAGGAUGGAAAGGGGAUGGAUGGGGAGUUUGUUAGCUAAAUAUAAAUUGUUUCUUUUGCGUGCGUUUGCUUUCUUUUUUUUCUUUUUUUUUUGGGGGGGGGGGGGGGGAGAUAUUAAAGAAUAAUAAGAUACUCCGUAUAGUAAUGUAUGUAUGUACAUACAUGUACAUAAAUAAAUAAAUACAUGAAGAUAAUAAACCUGCAGGAGUUAGGGUUAAGUUGUGUUGUGGCUUGUCACUUUCUUGUGUGCUGGGAAAAAAGAAGAGUUUUAUAUCUUUUCAAGCCCCUUGGUCGUUCG
Messenger RNA from Blastomyces dermatitidis ER-3, 4051 nucleotides. RefSeq lists its product as uncharacterized. Gene Ontology annotation, cellular component: mediator complex. The record is from RefSeq and is a predicted model, not a curated record. NCBI's taxonomy places the organism in Eukaryota, Fungi, Ascomycota, Eurotiomycetes, Onygenales, Ajellomycetaceae. The transcript has 2 exons. Gene Ontology annotation, molecular function: transcription coregulator activity. Gene Ontology annotation, biological process: regulation of transcription by RNA polymerase II. Bases 330 to 2582 code for a protein of 750 amino acids.